Paramecium tetraurelia is the source of this 675-nucleotide messenger RNA. RefSeq lists its product as uncharacterized. Lineage: Eukaryota; Ciliophora; Oligohymenophorea; Peniculida; Parameciidae. Gene Ontology annotation, biological process: protein targeting to membrane; peptidyl-L-cysteine S-palmitoylation. The transcript has 3 exons. Gene Ontology annotation, cellular component: endoplasmic reticulum; Golgi apparatus. The record is from RefSeq and is a predicted model, not a curated record. Gene Ontology annotation, molecular function: protein-cysteine S-palmitoyltransferase activity.
AUGAAUUAAAAGGAAAGCCAUCCCAAAGACGAAGAUGAUGACUUCACUCUUAAUACUUCGAGUGCUGAGCCAUUAGAAUUGGACGAUCAAUACACAAAGCCCAAAUCGAUAUGUUGGGGAAGAUGUCACCCAAUGAUGUUUAGGAAAGGCAAUCCGGCUGUUGUUAUUGGACCUCAUUGGCCCUUGUUUAUUUGUGCUUUUCUUUUAUUCUUCUUUAUUGGAUGUCUCUUUAUUUUCCUUAGGGCCAAUGAUGAACCAUUAAUAUUUUAUACUACUCUUAUUGUUGGUAUUAAUCAAUGUGUCAGUUACUUAAUUGUAUCAUUAAUCAAUCCUGGAAUUGCAAAUGUGGAGAGAAUCGAUAUUGAAAAGAAUCAAUAAAGCAAUCAAAAAACUUGGUAUUGUAAAGUGUGCAAAUUGAUUCAAGUCAAAGAAACACAGCAUUGUUUAGAUUGUGAUAUUUGUAUAUAAGAAUAUGAUCAUCAUUGUCCUUGGACUGGCAAAUGCAUAGGCAAAGGCAACAUCAAAUAGUUUUAUUAUUUUAUCAUAAGUACUAUUGUGUUUACGAUAUUUAACCUUGUUUUAAUUAUACUAAAAUUUAAAGAAUAAGAAGCUAAAGCAAAAAAAUAAUGAAUUAGUUUUUAUUAAUAUUAUCAAUAACUUAAAAUAUCCUUUUAA